GAUUGGGCCACCCGAGUAUAUUUGUCAGAGUACCUUAUCGGGGUAUUCUUCUCCUUCACGUGAUACAAAAGGACACACAUAUUUUGGACCACAGCAUUUAGUAAGAAUUAUAAUAUCGCUACUGUUACAACAACAGCCACAACCACUUCGAUAUUACAGAUAGCUGUGUGCAGGAACCGGAAAUAUGAGUGUCCGGUGAUGCGGACAAGACGAGGGUCAAGUACACCGAUACAGUCUCGUGUAAACUUAACAUGACAUCUGCCUAAUGCUGCUUGGACUUAAUCUCCAACACAAUACACAGAGACACAAUGCCGAAGGACCGACCGGUGUGCGUGAGGAUGGUACUUGUGGGGGACAAGUUUGUGGGAAAAUCCAGUCUGGGGUCGUUCUACGUUCUUGGAUAUCUGCCUUGCGAUCUGCUGCAGAUGGGACAAAUGAAGAAUAAGACAAUCACAAAGAAUGGCAGACUCUACACCAUCAACCUACUGGAAACUGGAUCAGGGGAUGAGUAUGACCGCCUGCGACCAUUGGCCUACCCAAAUGCUGAGGUGAUGUUACUGUGUUUUUCAGUGGAGAAGAAAGAAUCACUGGAACUGAUUCAAACCAAGUAUUUUGAAGAAGUGCUGUUACACUGUCCUCGUGUACCCCAGCUUCUUGUUGCAUGUAAAACAGAUCUGAGAGAGACUUGUGAGGACACGGUAUCGUAUGAUGAAGGGGCGGCUAUGGUCAAGGUGCUAGGAUGUAGAUAUUACGAGACCAGCAGCAUCAACAACACGGGAGUUGAGGAGUGCAUCAAUGCAGCGAUAGAAGAAGCAGAGAGCUAUAAGCUGCUUGUACAGAGGAAACAAAGGCGAUGCACCGUAUUGUAACGCCAGGACCGAUCGAAUGGUGUGGAGCCAACUUUUCACAUGAAAGUAUUCUACUGCCUUAUGUUGUGAGGGUCCGAUGAAUUCGCCUAUCUAUUUGACAGAAGGUCCUGCUAAAACUCAUUGGCUGUGGAAGCAUGUACUCUGUACAUGAAAUGUGAAAGGUGUAUCUGGAAAGAAGAUUAUUAUUCGUUAAAGAAUAUCUCAUUUGACAUUCAGCAAACCCCGUAAGUUGGAAUACUCUGUCGUACAGCAAACCCCGUUAGUUGGAACACACUGUCUUAUAGCAAACCCCGUUAGUUGGGACACCAUGUCAUACAGUAAACCCCGUAAGUUGGGACACACUGUCGUACAGCAAACCCCGUUAGUCGGAACACCAUGUCACACAGUAAACCCCGUUAGUUGGAACACCCUGUCUUACAGUAAACCCCGUUAGUUAGGACACACUGUCGUAAAGCAAACCCCGUUUGUUGGAACAACCUGUCUUAUAGCAAACCCCGUUAGUUGGAACACCCUGUCUUAUAGCAAACCCCGUUAGUCGGGACACCCUGUCUUAUAGCAAACCCCGUUAGUUGGGACACCAUGUCUUAUAGCAAACCCCGUUAGUUGGAACACCCUGUCUUAUAGCAAACCCCAUUAGUUGGGACACACUGUCGUACAGCAAACCCCGUUGGUUGGAACACCCUGUCUUAUAGCAAACCCCGUUAGUUUGGACACUCUGUCAAACAAGUUAAUCCCCGUUCAGACACUUUGUCAUUCAGUUAACCCCUGUUAGUAAGAGGUCCCUGUCAUGCAGAAGAUCCCCGUUGGAUGAAACACCCUGUCAUACAGUAAACCCCGUAAGUUGGGACACACUGUCGUACAGCAAACCCCGUUAGUCGGAACACCAUGUCACACAGUAAACCCCGUUAGUUGGAACACCCUGUCUUACAGUAAACCCCGUUAGUUAGGACACACUGUCGUAAAGCAAACCCCGUUUGUUGGAACAACCUGUCUUAUAGCAAACCCCGUUAGUUGGAACACCCUGUCUUAUAGCAAACCCCGUUAGUCGGGACACCCUGUCUUAUAGCAAACCCCGUUAGUUGGGACACCAUGUCUUAUAGCAAACCCCGUUAGUUGGAACACCCUGUCUUAUAGCAAACCCCAUUAGUUGGGACACACUGUCGUACAGCAAACCCCGUUGGUUGGAACACCCUGUCUUAUAGCAAACCCCGUUAGUUUGGACACUCUGUCAAACAAGUUAAUCCCCGUUCAGACACUUUGUCAUUCAGUUAACCCCUGUUAGUAAGAGGUCCCUGUCAUGCAGAAGAUCCCCGUUGGAUAAACACCCUGUCAUACAGUAAACCCCAUUAGUUGGGACACCAUGUCAUACAGUCAACCCCGUUAGUUGAGACAACUUGUCAUACAGCAAACCCCAUUAGCUGGGACACCUUGUCAUACCGUAAAUCCCGUUAGUUUGGACACCCUGUCACACAGUAAACCCCGUUAGUUAGGAUAUUCUGUCAAACAGUAAACCUCCGGCCUUUAUUUGGGACACCCUGUCAUACCGUAAUCCCCGUUAGUUGGGACACCCUGUCAUGCAAACCCCGAGCCAGACACUUGUCAUUCAGUAAACCCCUGUUAGAAGGAACACACUGCGGUGCAGGAGAGCCCCGUUAGUUGGGACACCCUGUCAUGCAAACCCCCAGCCAGACACUUUGUCAUUCAGUAAACCCCUGUUAGUAUGACACACAGCGGUGCAGGAGAUCCCCGUUAGUCGGGACACCCUGUCAUAAAGUAAACCUCCGUUAUUCCAAUGAAUAAUUAACGAUAUUUGUUAAGUUGGACAAACUAGGAACGAGAAUGUCAGGAUUAACCGGGUUUCACUGUAUAUACGAAGUAAAGAAGAGUAUAGUAUCAAACCAGAAAUAUUUUGUGAAUUUUUUGGCAAGAAUUGAAUCAAUUUGAUCAACUUAUUUUUUUAGAUUUCAUUUCACAGUGUGUAAAUAGCGUGGAAUUCUUUUUAACAAAGUCACGUCGUCACAUAAAAUGGCGGUCACGACAAUACAAUAAUUUUUCAUCCCAAAGGUAUGAACAGAAACGUUUUGCUGUCUAUUUCAGCAACUGAUAUGACACGUGUAUCGUGAUGGUUACUAAUAUGUGCGAGCGACAAGGGCACUGGAAGAGUUGUCAUCACACAACGGCGAUCGUUGGGACGAGUGGUGCCCUGUGACUCACUGCAAGACCAUAUCCGUGAUGACUGCUCCUUCAGACAAAAAUCCUCUUUGUAUACGGGUGCGCAUAUAUUGAUUCAAAAGCUAGUAAAUCAUCUUAAAAAAUACGCCAACAACAGUAGCUUUUACAGCUUGUGUAUUUGAUCAUUAACACACAAAAAAC
Haliotis rufescens (red abalone) is the source of this 3242-nucleotide messenger RNA. Its product is annotated as rho-related protein racF2-like. Lineage: Eukaryota; Metazoa; Mollusca; Gastropoda; Lepetellida; Haliotidae. The record is from RefSeq and is a predicted model, not a curated record. Gene Ontology annotation, molecular function: GTP binding; GTPase activity. The transcript is spliced from 5 exons. Gene Ontology annotation, biological process: small GTPase-mediated signal transduction. The coding region runs from base 309 to 869 and encodes 186 amino acids.